Messenger RNA from Daldinia caldariorum, 717 nucleotides. RefSeq names its product pali-domain-containing protein. Gene Ontology annotation, cellular component: cell division site; growing cell tip; plasma membrane. Bases 1 to 717 code for a protein of 238 amino acids. NCBI's taxonomy places the organism in Eukaryota, Fungi, Ascomycota, Sordariomycetes, Xylariales, Hypoxylaceae. The transcript is spliced from 3 exons. The record is from RefSeq and is a predicted model, not a curated record.
AUGCGGCAGACAGGCUUCUUCCACCACAUCGGUUCGUUUCUGCUAUUAGCAGCUACGGUGCUGCUGAUUAUUACCGACAUCUCGGCUCCAGUCGUGAACAAUAUUUCGAUGCUAAGAAUCAACUUCGAUGACCGCAAUGUAUCCCCAGACCGUCACCCAGCUGUGACUUUCGGCACUUUUGGCUACUGUGUAGUGGAUGGGACGGCUUCCGGUCAAGACGCCUGCACACGGUCGCACGUCGGCUACGACCCAGUUCCCCUUAUCCAGAGUUAUGUCCCGAACGUGGAUUUCUCAGACUAUGCGGCGGACACAUCCAAGGCUUUGACGCGCGUCAUGGUCUUACACCCGAUCGCGACAGGGUUAGCCUUCAUCUCGUUUCUCCUAGCACUCGGCGCCGGUGUCGUCGGCAGCCUUCUCGCGUCGCUAUGCUCGCUUCUCACUUUCAUCGUCACCCUUGUCGCGCUUAUUUGCGACUUUGUAUCAUUCAGCAUUAUUCGGUCUCACGUUAACGAUGCUGGUAACGGUAGCCACGCCGAGUGGGGUGCCGCGUCUUGGACUAUUCUCGUUUCCGCCAUCUGCAGCCUCCUCGCUACGUUUGUAGUCUUCUUUACGUGCUGCAGCGCUAGGAUGCACAGGCGCCGAGAUUCUCGUCGCGCCACCAAGGAUGUACCUGACGGCUAUGGCGCCCCAGCUUCGAUCGACAGCCAUAAGGCCUAA